Molecule: messenger RNA, 1840 nt
Organism: Salvelinus namaycush (lake trout)
Lineage: Eukaryota; Metazoa; Chordata; Actinopteri; Salmoniformes; Salmonidae
Product: solute carrier family 2, facilitated glucose transporter member 11-like
Exons: 14
Coding region: 1-1752 (583 amino acids)
Biological process (GO): monosaccharide transmembrane transport
Cellular component (GO): membrane
Molecular function (GO): hexose transmembrane transporter activity
Source: RefSeq, a predicted model, not a curated record
AUGACGGCACGUGUUUCCUUGCGGGAUGGUUUAGGCCAGUUCUGCUUCCUGGUCUUUGUGGCAUACUGCAUGUUCAGCUCAGCAUUCAUGCUCUACUUCAUCCCAGAGACCAAAGGCAAGAGCAUGGUGGAGAUCAUGGAGGACUUUAACAAACUCAAAUACAAGAACAAAAUCAAAUCAAUUCAAAUUCAGCAGCAGGCAAUCAACCAACUGUCCACCUGCUCUGCUGUUCCAGCCAGCAUCCAGGGAGCCUCAGACGGAAAGAUGGGAAAAGCACUCAAUGAUCUGAUGCAGUACUGGAGGCUUUACCUGUUGACAUUGGUAUUGGGAAUUGGGGGAUCAUUUCAAUAUGGGAUGCAAGUUUCCAUCAUGUCUUCUCCAGCAGAGCACAUACAGAGCUUUGUGAACCAGACCUGGCUGGGGAGGUAUGAGGUUCCAGUAGACGAUUCCACCAACAUGCUCAUCUGGUCUUUCAUCGUAUCUGUGUUUAGUCUAGGAGGAUGGGUCGGGGCUAUCCACAGUGGCAGUCUCCCUGUCACCUACGGCCGGAAGAAAGCCCUGCUGUUUAACAACAUAGUGGCCCUUGUAGCCGCUCUACUGAUGGUAUUCAGUCUCAUGGCCAAGUCCUUUGAGAUGAUCCUGCUGGGCAGAUUUCUCUAUGGAUAUAAUGUUGGCAUGGGGCUGAGUGUGCACCUGAUGUACCUGGGCGAGAGUUCACCUAAGAAGCUGAGAGGAUUCCUGACCCUCACUAGCUCCAUCUUUAUUGGCUUAGGGAAGGUCAUGGGUCAGAUUGUUGGCAUCAAGGAGGUGAUGGGUACAGAUGACAUGUGGCCCUGGCUGAUGGCCCUUAGUGGCCUCCCUGCCAUCAUCCAGUUUGUGACCCUGCUCUUUUUCCCAGAAGCACCUCGCUACCUGUACAUCGACAAAGGCGACACAGAGGGCUCAAAAAAAGCCCUGCAGUGGCUGUGGCAGGAGGAUGACCUGAAAAUGGAGAUGGAUGACAUGGAGAAGGAGAGGGAGAGCAUGCAGGGCCAGAAGUCUAAGACAGUGUGGGACGUGCUGACUUCUCGCUGUGUCAGGUGGCAAGUGCUGGCUCUGGUCAUCCCCUGUGCCUGUGUUCAGUUUUGUGGUAUUAACGCAAUUUAUUUCUACGCUUUUGACAUUUUCCGUGAAUCUGGAGUAGCAGAGGACAAGAUGCACUACCUGUCCAUUGGCAUCGGAGCAACAGAACUCAUCUCCAUCAGUCUCUGUUCUAUGUUGAUAGACCGUGCGGGCAGGAAGAUGCUGAUGGGCUAUGGCUACCUGUUGAUGGGAGUCAUCAUGUCCAUCCUUGUUGUUAUGCUGUCCAUCAAGGACCUGUUUUCAUGGUUCCCAUAUGUUAACAUCGCCCUCAUCUUCUCUGUAAUCUGUGUUUAUGGACUAGGACCUUCCGGGGUGUCCAUGGCCCUCCCUGCAGAUCUCUUCCUGCAGGCCUGGAGACCGUCCGCUUACGUCAUCAGCGGCUCCGUCAACUGGCUAGGCCUGUUCCUCAUCGGGAUGUUCUUCCCCUACAUAGUGGAUGCUCUAGGUCAGUUCUGCUUCCUGGUCUUUGUGGCAUACUGCAUGUUCAGCUCAGCAUUCAUGCUCUACUUCAUCCCAGAGACCAAAGGCAAGAGCAUGGUGGAGAUCAUGGAGGACUUUAACAAACUCAACUACAAGAACAGGGGGACAGACACCGAAAAGGCUGACUUUGUUUUGGAAACAACAUUUUGAGAACAUUUGUAUAUACAGUAUACACUACCGUUCAAAAGUUUGGGGUCACUUAGAAAUGUCCUUGUUUUUGAAAGAAAAACAUUUUUAU